UUAACAGGGCUCUCUACAAACCAUGUGGUCCAUAGAUUGAGUCAGUCUUAAGUUGAGUCAGCUAAGGGGAGAGUCAAAGUGGUGAGGAGUGGAACCAGCACUUGGUUGUGCGUCUAUCACCAUGGUUGACACGCGUAGCGUAACGAGCACCUCCCCUUAUACGGCAGAGCAGGAUGCGAAGGCCGUCGCCAUCUUGAAAGAGAGAAGAGAGAAGGAGGAGGCCAAGAAGAAGGCCCUGAUGGAGGAACAUGCGGCCAAAUUGAAGAAGAUAGAGGAGGAGAUGGCUAGAGAAAAAGAGAGGUUAAAGAAAGACGAAGAAGAGAAGCUCAAGGUGGUAGAAGAGGAGGAAGAGGUAGAAGAACACCCACUGGAAAGGCGAAGGGCAGGAGGAAGACGAGAAUCUAGUAGUAUAAAAGAAGAUCAGAUGAAGAAGAAAAUUACAGAGUGGGUUGCUGGUUUAUCCCUGGGGGAAGAAGAGGAGGCACUGAUGUAUGUGCCCAGAGAAGAACAAGAGGCCGCCAUGAAAGAGUGGGAUGCAGAAGAAGACCCACUCAAGCGGCAGGCGAUAGAGGAUGAGAAGAGGAUGGAGUGGAAGUUCCGAUUGACGAGGGAGAGGAAAAGAAGAAUGGAGGUGGCGAAAGAAUUAGCGGAGGUAACGAAGCAAAGAGAGCAGAUGGCGACGCAGGUGGACCUAUUGGGGAAGAUGGAGAUAAUGGCGAGAAACAUAGAGCGUUUGGCACAGGUCCAGGAAGAGCAAUAUCUGUUUGUAGUAGUCUACUUAGAUGACAUUCUAGCAUUCAGUAGGACCCUCCAGGAGCAUGAGGGUCAUCUGAGGCAGGUCUUGGAGAAACUGAGAGAUGCUAACUUCAAGAUCAACGCAAAGAAGUGCGAAUGGGCAAAGACCCAAGUUCUAUAUCUCGGCCAUGUCUUAGACGGAGACGAUAUUAAGCCAGAAGAUAGCAAGGUCGCAGCGAUUAGAGAUUGGCCUACACACCGCACGUUGACAAAACUGCGGUCAUUCUUAGGCCUAGCGAAUUACUAUAGGAAGUUUGUGCGCAACUUCUCCACCAUCGCUGCACCCCUUCGUAGGUUGCUGAAGAAAAAAACAAUCUGGAAGUGGGAUAAGGACUGCACGUCUGCCAUGAAGAAGUUGAAGCAGGCGUUGAUAGAGGUAGCCGAUCCGUUCUUAUCGUUCGUCAUCACUACGGGCGCGAGCCAGUAUGGAAUAGGCGUUGUGUUACUGCAAGAUGACGGCAACGGAUAUAGACCCGUAGAGUUCAUGUCUGCUAGGAUGCCUUCAGAGAAGGUCGCGACAUCCACCUAUGAGAGGGAACUCUACGCUCUCAGGCAAGCAUUAGAACACUGGAAGCACUACUUGCUUGGGAGGCACUUCAAAGUCUAUUCAGACCACGAGACAUUAAGGUGGUUGAAGACUCAGGCCAAGAUGACUAGGUGGGCCGCAGAGCUAGACCAAUAUGAUUUUGAGCUCAAGCCAGUAAAAGGGAAGUAUAAUGUGGUUGUGGAUGCUCUGAGUAGGAGAGCUGACUACUUUGGAGCAAUAGUCCAUUAUCUGGAUAUAAGGAGAGACCUGCAACAGAAAGUUAGAGAGGCGUAUGCGCAGGACCCUAUUUAUAGCGACCUCCUCAAGAGACUUAAGGAGGCUCCAGAGACCGAGCCAAAUUACCGCGCUAUAGAGGAGUUGCUAUUUGAGAAGACUAAUGUAGCAGACCGCUUGUGCAUUCCCAACAGUGAGGAGAUUCGUAGCCUGAUCCUAGGGGAAUGUCACGAUACAGAGGGACAUUUCAAUUGGCAAAAGACUCUAGCCAAUCUGAUGCACGCGUACACUUGGCCAGGGAUGAAAAAUGAUUGCAUAGAGCAUGUCCGCAGUUGUAAGGUUUACCAGAGGAAUAAGACUACUACGCGUACCCCACUAGGUCUUCUCAUACCCCUGCCUAUUCCUGAUCAGCCAGGAGAUUCAGUGUCCAUUGAUUUUAUGGCCGCUGGCGUCAAGAGUAGGCAUGGCAAGAGCCAAGUCAUGGUCAUAGUUGAUAGAUUUAGUAAGUAUGCUGUUUUUGUCCCAUUACCUACAAAAGCUCGAACUGAGCUAGUAAUUUAGAAGUUUUUUUAUCAUUGGGUCAGUGAACACGGGGUUCCACUUUCCAUAGUUAGUGAUAGAGACACCCGGUUCACUAGUCAGAACCGGCAGGAGUUGAUGAGAGUCUAUGGCUCCAAGUUGUUGAUGUCAUCUGGCCGUCAUCCAGAGACUAACGGUCAGGCGGAACAGAUGAACAAGAUCCUGCAACAAGUUCUGCGUAUGUACAUUAGACCGGAUCAGAUCAAUUGGGAGGAGAUGUUGCCCAAGGUAGCAGUGCGUACAAUAACAGCGUGCAUUUGUCUACCUGCCGCACUCCCAACGAGUUGCAUAAGUCCUUUAGACCACGCUGAUUCACAAGCUACUGCCCGGUACUAGGGAGUUUGCGUUACAGCACGAGAAAGAGUUAGCUAACGUAGUAGAGAACCUCAGGAAGGCCCAACACCGAAUGAUAAAACAAGCUAAUAAGC
Chara braunii is the source of this 2562-nucleotide messenger RNA. Lineage: Eukaryota; Viridiplantae; Streptophyta; Charophyceae; Charales; Characeae. The record is from the annotation of a GenBank genome assembly.